GUUGUUAUUGCUGGUUAAUAUCCAACCAACCAAAUCAAUUAAACCAAUUUUUUUCAAUUUGAUUUGACGUUUGUUUGACUGUUUAUUCUCAUUCGUCUUCUUCUUUUUCUUUGCUGAUCUUCAUCAUCAUACUUGCCAUUUAUUCAUUCAUUCAGACCACUGAAUCGAUCGAUUGACGUUUGACUUGUCUUUCUCUCUUUCACUGUCGUCUUAUGUUUUUUCUUCUAUUUUUAUUUCAUAAAAUAUUGAUUUUAAAUAGCAGCAUAUCAUACUAAGUGUAUUCGAAAAUGUUUUGGUCGGUAAAAUUGUCGCAAGGGCGUCAUAAUCAAAUAGGACAAUCGAUCAGUAGCGGAGUAGGAGGAGGUUUAUCACCACCAUCAACACGAGCUACUGGUCUAGGCGGUGGUGGUGGAAUAGGACAAAUAGCAGCGAUUGCUUCGGCUGCUUUAGCUUCAUCACCAUCAUCACCACCAAUUUCAUUGCGAACAAAUGAUUUUAUCAUUCAUAAUGCCAACAAUAUUGAUUCAGAUCCUGAUCUAAACGAUGAUAAUUCUGAACCAAUCGAUACAAUAAGUCAACGUUUUUUAGCACCGUUACAAAUCCAGCCGCCAAGAAAACGUUCAUUAGUACAGGCAUUAUUGAAUAGUGCAAAUCUUACCACACCAAGCGGUAAAGAUAAUCCUAAUUCAAAAAUGUUUAUGGAUUCUUCGGGUGGUGGUGGUCAAUCAUCAACCGGUUUAGCAGGUAUCCAUAAUUUUGAUCAUUCACUUGAUAUCGACAAUUAUGGUUUGCCAUAUUUUUUCGGUGAUCCAUUAGGUAUACAUGAUCCAUCGGAAGCUGAAUUAGGUGGUGUUGGUCAUGAAAUGAAUACUGGUCCAUUUGUAAAACGAUCUCGAAAAAUUUUACGUGGUUUGCUACUGAUGAUUAUUGUUUCAUUAUGUUGGGUUGCUGUUGUACAUUUAUUUCGUUUAAGUUUUCAUCGUGAACGUAUCCUUUAUACAAUUUCAGCUGGUCAUUUUAAUAUUUCAAAAUUAUUUUCAUCAUCAUCAUCUAAUCGACCAAAUUUAAAACAACCAAUUGAAUUGGAAAAUUUACUUCCAAAUAUCAAUAACAAAAAGAAUCCAAAUCUAAAUGAACCAACGACCAUGACUAAUAAUAACAAUUCAUUUGAAUCAUUGCCAUUACCAAUGGAAUUAAUAUCAAACAAGGGUUCGAAAAUCAAACAAAAAUUGCCAGCAUCAUCAACAUCGUUGAAUGAAUUUCCACGUUCAAAAUUUGAUGCACCAUAUUUGGUCACUUGGUAUUGUAGCAUAUGGAAUAUAUUCUAUAUGCCUAUCUAUCUAAUGAUACAUGCAUAUUUUUUGAGUCGUCGAUCAAAAGCAACAAGCAAUUCAAAUGAACAACAACAACAACAAUCAGGUUCAAAUUCCGGUGGUAGUAGUGCAGUCAGUAAUAAUCCAUUUGGUAGUAAUGUUAGUAAUAAUAAUAAAUCUGCUGGUUCAUCAAGUAUUUGUGGUACGACCGAUACAUCUACAUCAUCAUCUUCAAGUUCAACUUCGAUUAAAAAAGUUUUACUGUAAGUUUUUUUAUUGUUAAAUUUCUUAUCUAAUCUUUGAUCUCUAAUUAAAAGUGAAAGCAUUCAAGGAAUUGUUGAUCGUGGUUUUACAUUGAUGCAAUUUUUUUCAAGAUUAGCAUUUUUCUGUUCAUUAUGUAUUCUGGCAAAUUAUAUGCUAAUAUUUUCGCUACGUAUUCUUGAUGCUACCGUUGUAAUGGCAUUAUUCGCUUCAUCAGUAUCGUUGGUUUACCUUUUAUCUUGGGUUGUUUUACAUCAACAAUUUGUAGGAAUUCGGAUUGUCGGUAUCAUCGUUGUCGAUACUGGUGUCGCUUUAUUAGUUUAUAUGGAUGGGAUACAGAAUCAAACAUUGGCAACGGUUAUGAUUGCUUUUGGAUCGGCAAUUGUUUUUGCUGUUUAUAAAGUUUUUAUGCGCCGUAUGAUUGGUUAUACAACAUUUGCACAGAUGGCAUUAUUUCAUUCAUUAGUUGGCGCCCUAAAUAUGUUAUUAGCAUGGCCAUUAAUAUUGAUUCUUUAUGCAACCGGUGUUGAAAUCAUAAAAUGGUCUGAAAUACCAUGGUUAUUUAUGACUGGUGCAUCAGUAUGUGUCCUACUGGCUAAUCUUAUUUCAAGUUUUGGUGUUAUUUGUACAUAUGAAUUUUUUAUCACUUUAGGAAUGUUUUUUGCUAUUCCUAUUUCGGCUGUGAUAGAUAUCUAUAUAAAUUCGGUUAUAUUUCGUGAAAUGAAACUUGGUGGCGUUCUAUUAAUAUUGAUUGGAUUUUUAGUAGUAUUAUUACCGGAUAAUUGGAAUGGUUAUCUAACUGAUGCAUUUCGUAAUCGUUUAAAAAAAUGGAAACGACGUGAAGAAAAUAAAAAAAAUGGACGUGCUCAAGAUACAACUACUGGUCAAUUAUCACGUCUUCGUACAUCAAGCGGAAGAGUUAAAUGAACAUUGAUUUUUUAUUUUAGCUGAAAAAAUGGUGACCAACAACAUCAGAGGGACAAUGUGCCCUAUGGAAUGAUGAUCAAUCGAUGAUUUUCAGAAUUGGAAUUGGAAUCCAUGUGCUGCUGGCUGCAGAAAAAAUAAUGAUAAUGUUGAUGUUGUUAUGAAAUAAAGAUAAUACUUUGUUUUCAAAGGAAAAAA
Dermatophagoides pteronyssinus (European house dust mite) is the source of this 2696-nucleotide messenger RNA. RefSeq lists its product as uncharacterized. The record is from RefSeq and is a predicted model, not a curated record. Lineage: Eukaryota; Metazoa; Arthropoda; Arachnida; Sarcoptiformes; Pyroglyphidae.